UGCUGGCGCUCCCGGCCCGGGUCGUCCCGGUUCGCCAGCUCCCCGUGCUCUGUUCGGUUCUGCGCUUGGGCGCGGGUUAUGGCGGCGGAGACGCGCGUGUUCCUGGAGGUGCGGAGACGGCUGCAGAGCGCGCUGCUGAUCGUGGGGGAGCCGAGCAGAGGAAGCAUGUCUGUGGAUGUUUCUGUGAUGCCCACCUUGCUCCGGGUGGAGAACCCUGCGGGCUGCGUGGAGAUCCAGCUUCCAGCAGAGAUGAGGCUGGUGCCCUCCUCCUGUGGAGGGCUGUGCCAUGUGGCCGGGGAUGGCUUGCACCUGCGCCUGCGGGCGCACACGGAGUCCCAAGUGAGCCCAAAACUGAUUUCAAUGUUUAAUCAAAGCUCGAAAGCCCAAGAAUGUUGCACUUUUUAUUGCCAGUCCUGUGGUGAAGUCAUAAUAAGGGACAGGAAGUUGCUCAGGGUGCUUCCACUGCCAGGUGAGAACUGGGGAGCUCUGGUUGAAGAAUGGUGUUGUCAUCUUGACCCCUUUGCUAACAAGCCACUCCAUCCACUAGAGAAUGACUGCUUCAUUGGAGACUCUUUCUUCUUGGUGAAUCUAAGAAGUGAUUUGAAGCAGGAACCAAAAGCAAAUACCAAAGUAAUUUGUAAGCGUUGCAAGGUAAUGUUGGGAGAAACCAUGUCAUCAGAAACCACUAAAUUUUAUAUGACAGAGAUAAUUAUUCAGGCGUCCGAUAGAAGUUUUCCCUUCAUACCAAGGUCUCAGUUUGUCCAGAGUGUUACUGCCCAGUGCCUGGUGGAACUCUCCUCUACUAGAAGCACUUUUAGAUUCACUAUUCAAGGGCAGGACGGCAAAGUGUACAUCUUGCUCUGGCUUUUAAACUCAGAUAGUUUGGUGAUUGAAUCUUUGAGGAGUUCUGAGUGUAUCAGAAAGUUCCCUUUAUUGGAAGAUACUUUGAAAGUGGACUCCAGUUCUGCCUUGAAUGCCGUCAAGGUCCUCUACCAGCCAUGCAUCAAAAGUAGGAAUGAAAAGCUUGUCAGCUCAUGGGAAAGUGACCUCAGUGUCCAUUCUUUAACCCUGCCCUCUGCAACCUGCUUAGAGCUGCUGUUGAUAUUAUCACGGAGCAAUGCUGCCCUGCCUCUGUCCCUUCGCCAAAUGAAUUCCUUUCAGGUGGCCUUUCUGAAGAUGUGACUGUGGAAGCUAAGGCAUUCUCAUCCACCAGCAGUCAGCUCUUCAUCACAGACCACUCCAAAGACCGGAAGUCUGCUCUGUGGACAUUGGUUACAAAGACGAGAACCAGAGCUACAGAAAGGGAGCACGUCUCUGACGAUUUGAUUUUCCUUGUUUGGAUAUAUUCUCUAAGAGAAGAUCUAAAAAUCCAGGGCUAUGAAGAAAGUCAUAGUGGCAGUUGUCAGCAGGUUAAGUACAGAAGUUACACCUCUGCCUCCCACAGAGGAAUAUUCAAAUGUGUGCUGUAUCAGCACCACCUGGGAAGACACUAGCUAAUGGAGACCCAUCUGUCCUGUGGAGUACAGUGAGGAACUUCACUGGAACUGAGUGUGAACUACUGUAAAUCCUAGGAAAUAAACUUUUAAAGAAUAUCUCAGGUUUGUUUAAAGAAAUUUUUUGAAAAUGUAAGAGUUUUUUGUACCUUAUUUAG
Molecule: messenger RNA, 1651 nt
Organism: Castor canadensis (American beaver)
Lineage: Eukaryota; Metazoa; Chordata; Mammalia; Rodentia; Castoridae
Gene: Ube3d
Product: ubiquitin protein ligase E3D
Biological process (GO): proteasome-mediated ubiquitin-dependent protein catabolic process; protein monoubiquitination; protein autoubiquitination
Cellular component (GO): ubiquitin ligase complex; cytosol; nucleus
Molecular function (GO): ubiquitin conjugating enzyme binding; cyclin binding; ubiquitin protein ligase activity
Source: RefSeq, a predicted model, not a curated record